GAGCAGCAAAGCAAGACAAAUCCAGUGGAGGAACCCCCCCUCCAGUCAGAUGAACAUCACUACCUCACUCCCUCCCUCCUGCUUCACCGUUGUUUUUUUCCCCCUCCUCCCUUUCUCGCUCCUCUAUAAUUCAUCUGUGCGCUGAGAGUCCCCUGCUCACGGCUCCAGCCGCUCCAUCCGAACCACCGAGCCUGUUGGAUCUCCUCCUCUCCUCGCUACAUCGUCUUCUUUUACCUCCAUUUGUCCGUCCAUCUAUUCUUGCAUCCCUCCACAGGCAUGGAGAGUCAAAACUGGCCUUUUUCUGCUGCUGAGAGGGAGAGUGAGCCAUCAUCGAGCUCCUCUCUUAGCUGCUGAAAAGGGAAACACAAGAUAAGAGAAGAAGGGAUUUUGUUGUCCUUUUUGGCGUUAAAAGAAUCCUGUUUGUCUGCCUCCAUUUCUUUCUAUUGGAUUACAGUUCUGGCUUUGUGUAGGAACCAAAAAACGGGGUCCAAAAUGCCUGAAGCAAAUUACCUGCUGUCGGUGUCUUGGGGUUACAUUAAGUUCAAGAGGAUGUUGAAUCGGGAGUUGACGCACCUAUCUGAGAUGAGUCGGUCCGGGAAUCAGGUUUCCGAAUUCAUCUCCAACACCUUCCUAGACAAACAGAAUGAGGUGGAGAUGCCGUCGCCGACAUCCAAGGCGCGAGAGAAGAAGAAGCAGACGAGGCAGCAGCUGAUGACACAGAUCAGCGGAGUGAAAAAGGUUUCCCAUGGUCCUUCGCUCUCCACCAGCAGCAUCUCGCGCUUCGGUGUCAAGACCGAUAAGGAGGAGCUGCUGUCCAAAGAGCUGGAGGACCUCAACAAGUGGGGCCUGAACAUCUUCACCGUUUCAGAGUACUCCCACAGUCGGCCUCUUACCUGCAUCAUGUACGCCAUCUUCCAGGAGCGAGACCUGUUAAAGACAUUUCAAAUCCCUGUGGAUACGUUCGUGGCCUACAUGAUGACAUUGGAGGACCACUACCAUUCAGAUGUGGCCUACCAUAACAGCCUGCAUGCUGCUGACGUAGCCCAAUCCACACACAUCCUCCUCUCCACUCCAGCCCUAGAUGCGGUGUUCACAGAUCUUGAGAUCCUAGCAGCCAUCUUUGCUGCAGCUAUCCAUGAUGUUGACCAUCCUGGAGUAUCAAACCAAUUCCUAAUCAACACCAACUCUGAGCUGGCGUUGAUGUACAACGAUGAGUCUGUGCUGGAGAACCAUCACCUGGCUGUGGGAUUCAAGCUACUACAGGAAGACAACUGUGAUAUAUUCCAGAACGUCCCUAAGAAGCAGCGACAGUCCCUCCGCAAGAUGGUGAUCGACCUGGUUUUGGCCACUGACAUGUCCAAACACAUGAGUCUGCUGGCUGAUCUGAAGACUAUGGUGGAGACAAAGAAGGUGACAAGCUCAGGAGUGCUGCUGCUGGAUAACUACACAGACAGGAUACAGGUGCUGCGUAACAUGGUGCACUGUGCCGACCUGAGUAACCCCACCAAGUCCCUGGAGCUGUAUCGCCAGUGGACUGAUCGGAUAAUGGACGAGUUCUUCCACCAGGGAGACAGAGAGAGGGAGAGGGGGAUAGAGAUCAGUCCUAUGUGUGAUAAACACACAGCCUCCGUGGAGAAGAGCCAGGUGGGUUUCAUCGACUACAUCGUGCACCCUCUGUGGGAGACGUGGGCCGAUCUGGUCCACCCUGACGCCCAGGACAUUCUGGACACGCUGGAGGACAACAGGAACUGGUACCAGAGCAUGAUCCCCCAGAGCCCCUCCCCGCCCUUCUACGACCAGGGCGUGCACGGACACAGUGGAGGGAAUGGAGGUCAGGGAGGAGGGGAGAAGUUUCAGUUUGAGCUCACCGUGGAGGAGGAGGACUUGAAUGGAAUAGAGAAAGAUGGCGAAGGGGAGGAGGAGGAAGAAGAAGAAGAAGAAGAAGAAGAAGAGGAGUUGGAAGAGGAGGAAGAUAGUCUGGGAGAUUCUCGUUCUCCUCCCCUGGACUAUUUGGACGGUCAGGAGCUUGAGGAGGGAGUCAUGAUAGAGCCGGCGAUAGAGAUUGUGACCCAUGAGGCGUCGCCCACAGACACAUAGGGCUUCCAUCAUCAGGCUCACAUGGUGAUUUGAACGUUUUUGGCAAAAGGGGGAGAUCCUCUUGCAGCUGUGCUUUUUAAUAAGCCCAUAGAAGCAAAGGCUUAGUUUGGUCCCUCACAGGGGCGUUUGCACUUGGGUGUUUGAAGCCAGACACGGACGGACAGUUUCGGUGAGGCGGCUUCAGAGUUCUCAGGAAAUAAUUACUGCGAACAUUUUAGUCUUGAUGGACAGGCGAGACUGAGAGUGGAACUUGAAGGAUUGCGGCCAGUUUGGGAAAUAGUUACUCUUCUUUCUGGACCGGCAUUAAAUGGACAUUGACACUACUGAGAGAAGUUUUGUACCUUAAGACUUUUUUACAGAUAUGAUAUGAUCUAGAAGUAGCAUAGAUUAAGAUCUACUGAUGGAGACACAUUUGUAUAGCAAAAGAGAGUGUUUACUUUUUCCUGUACCAUUUGUCAAAGGACUUUUGUGUGCCUUUUUUACUAUUGUCUUUAUAAUAGUUUUUUAUUUAUUGAACACUCUAGUAUGUCUGUGAAAUGUUUUUUUUCUUAUCUGAAAGAGCAACAUCUUUUUUUGUAUGUUAAAGAGAACAGUCUUCCAUGUAUUGGGCAAUAGAGAAAUCCAAACAAACGUCGACAAACUAAUCUGAAUAGGGAAACAUUAACACCCACAUUAUACGCACAUUCUGUCACUUUUGUUUUUCAAUCUGAGCAGUGUUUCAUACAUGGAAUUCAAAUGCUUAAUUUCCCUCAUGCUUCAUGUUACAUGAAUGUUUGUUGCUUUCUUUAGCAGUUGUUGGUCAAUGAAUGUCACAGUUACACUAAAUCACCUAUAUUCAUCUCUAUACAUCAUCUUUUCUCUUUUCUGCGUAACAGUCUGCAAUCCAUUGGUCGACUUCCUACCUCUUUCUCACCAAAACUUGACUUUUGAUGCUAAAUGCCAAGGAUGUGAAAUCCUACACUUAAAACUAUUUGAUCAGAUAUUCCUGCUACAUUUUCAAUGUACAUUUAUGAAGCAUUUGAUCUGUUUGGUUUUGUCUUUUCAUUUUCCUCAACCAAUUGUUUUCGUGUUGGUGUGAAAAAGAGGAUAGUCAAGAUCAAACCCUCAUAACCUGCAAUCUAUUACUAGUUUCAAUCAGCAGUAAAACAAGCAAGUCUUAAAGCAAAUAGUGUGCUGCUUAGAUCUGUAAAGUCAGGAAUUAAGUCUACAAAGGACAAAAUGCACAACAGCAGUAAAUCAAUAUUUUUGUUUAGCCUACAAGUACGCUGCAGUCUUAAUAAUCCUGUUAGAUGGAACAGGUCCUGACCCCAGACCCGUCUGAUGUAAGGCCCCCACCCCCACCCCUCGGCAAUCAGGCCCAGACCACAUGAUUAAAGGUGCUCGUACAGCUGCCUAUUUGCAGGGCGCUCUCAGACCCUCAUCAGAACCUCUAUUCAUAUGGUUUACAAACCCCUUUGGGCUCCACGGACAUGACCCCAAAACAAUCAGGUCAGCUAUUUCUUCCUCACAAUAAAAAUCCCUCAAGUGCUGAGUCGGGUCAUUGACGUCAAUUGAAUUUCUCCCCCUCCCCCUUGACUGUAUCAGGUUUCCAGGACAGUGGGGUUAUAGGGAUUGGAAACAGAUGGAAUUGCUGGAUUCGGCCUGGCAGACUUUACCCUCUAGAAAAACAGAGGGAUAAUUAGGUGCUCUAGUUUGAAAACAAACCAAAAAAAGCCUAUUUUUGCUGCUGAAUGAGGUUCGAAAAUGGUGUGCAGACGUUACAUUUAUGCUCCUGACGCUUCCAUGACUAAUUUGUAUUGAGGUGCUAGUUGCAUCUAUAUUUACAGCUCUCCAUUUCCAUAUUGGUUCACUGAUAUACUCAAAGGUACUUCAUUUAUUUCACUCUAGCAUGCGUAAGUGGCAAUUGUCUGUGUGCAGUAUGUAUGUGUGUGUGUGUGUACAGUAUGAAAGGUUUUGUAUCUGUGUGUGUUUGGAUGUGUUGACUUUGUCAUCAGGCCUUACCCCCAUCACUCCUCACCUUUGUCUCUACUGUUUGUCGCUAGGAGCUCAAGUUGGUCCUUUUUGCUGUUUAUAACAGUGUGUAUUUAUUCUCUACUUAAAGCUUGUAAAUAUGAAAUACUGGUUCAGUGUAAAAUCUAUUUUAAUUUAUAUGCACUUGCAUUACCUGGAAGUGGUGGUGUCUAAUGUGUAGAAGACUCUGGAUUAGAGUCUUUUUAUAUAUGUAUUAUAUAUUGUUUUUUAUAUAAAUAUAUAUAUAAAUAUAUCUAAGUAUAUAUUCGCACAAUGUUUUGAGUGCCCAGCAGAGCAGCAGCUAAAGAUACAUGUUGUUGUCACAUGAAGACCUUGUAACUUCACAAGAAAAUGGAAAAACAUUUAUUAAUUAAGCUUAUUAUAAAGGAAUAUUAAACAAAGAAAUAAUUUGGCAUUACUUAUAUAUUCGAAAGUUUCUCUUGGUUAACUUGAUUUAGGCUUAGAUACAUUUCUGAAAUAAUAGCUAUCAUUUUAGAGAGGACAUGUCCUCAUUUGGUUUCGUAGGUAAUUUUUCUGAUUGGAAGCUAUUUUGAUCCAACUGAGUUUUUGAAGCUACAAGGUUUUCAUCCGACAGCAGUAAUUUGGUAACCCAGGGGCGACAUAGAGGACAUGUUAAACUGCAUAGGCUGUGAAAUAGGAUACAUGCAGGCUAGCUAAGGAACACAAAGGCUUAGUCGAUGCUUGGUAUCAAAGUACAACAAUAGCUUAUUUUCUCUCAGCAGCUUGUCACAACCUUAGCUUCUCCAUCCAGCAUUUGAGUGCAGAUUGCUGAUACUGUAUAUGAGGCCAGAUAGAUACAGGUUUACCGACAAACACAAAGCAAUUGUCUCCUUUUACACUUAACGCACUUGAUGUAAAAGUAGAUAACACGGGGACUGUAUUGGUACAGUAGCAUGCUACAAUACGCCCGGCACUGACGUGAAUCGUUCAGAAUUAACAACAAAACAUGAUCGUAUGUAACUGAUUGUGCUAAUGUGUGAACUCUUUCUGACCAAACUUGUUAGCAGUUUUGAAAUUCAAAUUUGUCAGUAUUAACAUUGUUUAUCUAUGUUCAAGCUUUUUUUGGUCCUAGUUGUGUCCAAAUGGUUAGCCAGAUUUAGCACUAUCUGCAUGAGAGAUGGGUUUUUUUAUGUCAAUAAUAUGUUCAAGUCCGCCAAUUGGUGGGUUAUUAAAUGUUUCACACAAUGUAUGGUAUUAUAUUGUAUAUUGUGUUCGAAAAUAAAUCUGAAAUACUUUUUCUAUUAAGUGAUUAAAAGCAAAGCAUGAAUACAUUC
Gymnodraco acuticeps is the source of this 5402-nucleotide messenger RNA. It is a transcript of the gene pde4ba, whose product is annotated as phosphodiesterase 4B, cAMP-specific a. Lineage: Eukaryota; Metazoa; Chordata; Actinopteri; Perciformes; Bathydraconidae. The transcript is spliced from 9 exons. Gene Ontology annotation, molecular function: 3',5'-cyclic-AMP phosphodiesterase activity; transmembrane transporter binding. Gene Ontology annotation, cellular component: cytosol; perinuclear region of cytoplasm; nucleus. Gene Ontology annotation, biological process: signal transduction. The record is from RefSeq and is a predicted model, not a curated record. Bases 493 to 2097 code for a protein of 534 amino acids.